Messenger RNA from Salvelinus sp. IW2-2015, 1461 nucleotides. RefSeq names its product methionyl aminopeptidase type 1D (mitochondrial) (gene metap1d). The record is from RefSeq and is a predicted model, not a curated record. NCBI's taxonomy places the organism in Eukaryota, Metazoa, Chordata, Actinopteri, Salmoniformes, Salmonidae. Gene Ontology annotation, biological process: proteolysis. Gene Ontology annotation, molecular function: metalloaminopeptidase activity. Gene Ontology annotation, cellular component: mitochondrion.
AGGAAUAGAUCGUAUUUCUCUCGUAAGACAUUCAAUAUUUGAUUGGUCAAUACAUUCGACUGGGAGAUGGACUAAAUKAUGGCAUUUCCCUCCAAAAAUAUGUGUGUGUGCUUGCUUGUCUUGAACAUCAUUUUAUGGCUCUGAGUGAAUCUAUGCAAAUCCAAUCCAUGACGCAAUGUAAUGUGAUCAUCCACUACAAACAAUAUGGCGGCGCCCAGUGGUGCUAAACUUCUAUCAAGAGCAGGAUUGGGGGGUUUCCUCCAGAGGGUGUGUGGACUGUGGGGGUGUGGCUCACCCUGGGGUGUCCAAUCCCAGCAGCACCGGCAGUUCUUCUGGAGGAAGUGGAAGAGCUCUCACAGUGUAGUCAGUCCGGCUGUCGUCAGACCAGCCUAUUCAGUGCCCAAGCACAUCCUGAGGCCUGACUAUGUGAACAGUGGUCAGGUCCCAGACUGGCCAGACUACAUAGAGAUCAAAGACCAGGAGCAUCCAGGCCUGACCAGAGCCUGCCAGCUAGCCAGACAGAUACUGCUGCUGGCCGGACGCAGUCUCAAAGGUAUUGGCAUGAUGACAGACGAGAUAGAUUUUCAUCGUCCACCAGGAGACGAUUCCGUCACAACGCGUACCCCUCCCGCAACUGAAAGAUCUGGGGGCCUUUUCCCCAAAUCAGUCUGCACCUCGGUCAAUAACGUGGUCUGCCAUGGCAUACCUGACACCCAGCAACUACAAGAUGGAGACAUUAUCAACGUUGAUGUGACGUGAGUCUAUCUGGAGGGUUACCAUGGUGACACUUCAGAGACGUUCCUGAUUGGCUGUGUGGACGAGGUGGGGCUAAAGCUAGUGAAGACAGCCAGGAAGUGUAGAGAUGAGGCCAUUGCUGCCUGUAAACCUGGGGCUCCACUGUGUGUUAUAGGUAACACUAUCAGUGAAAUAGCCCAUUCCAAUGGUUUCCAUGUGUGUCCCGACUUCAUUGGGCAUGGCAUAGGCUCCUACUUCCAUUGCCAUCCUGAGAUCUGGCACCAUGCUAAUACCAAUGAUAUGACCAUGGAUGAAGGGAUGGCUUUCACUAUAGAGCCCAUAUUGAUGGAAGGAUCGUCAGAGUUCAGAAUCUUGAAGGACAAGUGGACAGCAGUGUCUGCAGACGACAAGAGGUCAGCCCAGUUUGAACACACAGUAGUCAUCACCACUGACGGUGUGGAUAUUCUCACCAAACUACCCGAGGAGGAUGAGCCAUCGCCAAUAGGCGUCUAAUCCCUCUUUUCAGAUCAGCUGUUCACACCCCAGUCACAUCAACAUCUAUGAAGAGGUAAAACCCCAAACUGACCCAGGGUUAGCACCAGAGAGAGACUAAGAAACUGGGCAUUGAUAUUGACUCAAAUGAGACUGCACUAGUGCAGUAUUUUGUAGGACUUCUGUGUAGAAAAUACAUUUUAUUAUUUAAAUAAAGCUUUAGUUCACUUUUAA